AUGAACGAGGUGAAGGGGUCCCUCCGAAGCAUCGAGCAGAAGUACAAGCUGUUCCAGCAGCAGCAGUUCACCUUUGUCGCGGCACUGGAGCGCUGCCGGGAGAACGCCCACGACAAGAUCCGGCCCAUCUCCAGCAUCGAGCAGGUGCAGACCUACAUGGAGCACCACUGCAGCAACGCCACGGACCACCGCAUCCUGCACCUGUUCCUAGACCUGUGUGCAGAGCUGAGCAGGCUCUGCCAGCGCUGCGAGACCCUGCACCCGGGCACGCCGGUCACCAACAGCCUCCUCGACAAGUGCAAAGCCCUCGUGAGCCAAAGCAACGACCUGAGCAGCCUGAGAGCAAAGUACCCUCACGACGUGGUGAACCACCUGAGCUGUGACGAGGCCCGGAACCAUUACGGGGGCGUGGUCAGCCUCAUCCCCCUCAUCCUGGACUUGAUGAAAGAAUGGAUCGCCCACUCGGAGAAGCUGCCCCGCAAAGUGCAGCAGCACGUGAGUGCGCCCCAGAAACGCCAGGAGGUCACCGCGGCCGCCGCCUGGCCUUCCCAGACCAGAGGCGCCGGGCCUCAGUCAAGAAACCACCAGUGGAGGCAACUUACAAAAGAGCCUCAGGCCUGGGGGAAAGGCCACGGUUCGAAGCCUCCCUGGAGACCGCCCGGUGGGAAGCUGUAA
This is a messenger RNA of Pteronotus mesoamericanus, 675 nucleotides long. It is a transcript of the gene SPACA9, whose product is annotated as sperm acrosome associated 9. The record is from RefSeq and is a predicted model, not a curated record. Bases 1 to 675 code for a protein of 224 amino acids. The transcript is spliced from 3 exons. Lineage: Eukaryota; Metazoa; Chordata; Mammalia; Chiroptera; Mormoopidae. Gene Ontology annotation, cellular component: ciliary base; acrosomal vesicle; sperm flagellum.